AUGAAGCCCGGCGCGCGUGGAACAGCCAAAAGGAGCUCAUACAAUACUUUUGUGACCAUUAUUUGCUUCUCAGUUGGUCUGCUUGGUGGAUAUCUGAUCCUUGGAAGCCCUCGCACGGCGGAUCAUAUUGAAGCAAUUAACGCCGAUUCCCGAUUGGGUCAUGGUUCCCAUGGCUCCGUCAAGAAGGUUUGGGGCACUCGACGGGAGCUGUUGACACCCAAAAAGGCUUCGAGCGGCAUCAGCAGCAGCAGCAGCACGAUGGGUCACGGCUCCAUUGGCGGCUCGCUGGGGGAUAGUGUCCGUGGGUCCCUCCAAGGGGCCCUGGGACUGAAGGCCCCCGCCAAUGGGGCGGCCAACGGAGGGGUGCCCAAGGAGAUGGCGGCGGCUCUGAAGCAGCAGCAGUCGGACACUUCGGAACAGCGUGUCAUGACAGCGAAGGAGGACGCCGCAAAGGAGAUGGCCGCCGCUCUGAAGCAGCAGCAGUCGGAUAAGUCGGAGAGCGCCGCGCUCACCUCCAAGGCAACUGAAGGCAAGGAUAAGGAAGCGCUUAUGAAGGGUGUGUUCCCGGAUGCCAACACCUGGCCCAUCACCCCGGUCAAGGAGAAGAUGCCCGGCAACACCAUCCACACACUCUUCACCAGCAACGGAAGCCCCUACCAGAACAUCCAGGCGCGAAUCAUGGUUGGCACCUACCACAUGGUCCGCAAGAUGCCUGGGGGGGAGCGCCUGGUGGCCCUCACUCGCAUCCUGCACCGCACCGCGCCAGACGAGGUCAUGGACGAGAUCCCCACCUUCCUGGCUAAGCCCCUCCAGCCCGAGUGUGACAAGUGGUGCUGGUUCCCGGUGGCGGACCGGGCAAAUGCGGUGCAGCAGUGGAUCAAUGCGGCGGAGAAGGACCCGUCAAUGGUCAAGGCUCCCUGGUUGCUGCUCCUAGAGACGGACUACGUGUGGGUUAGGCCGGUACCGGAUCCGGGUGAUGCGUACGACCGUGCCGUACCUGGCUGGUCGUUUGGAUUCGACUACAUUGCACCUGCCAUCCCCAUCAUUAUCCAGCUGCUGAAGGAGCGCUGUCCGGAUUGCGAUCCCAAGAAUGUGCCCAAUUCGGGACCUGCGCCCGUGCUGGCUAGGUUCUCAGAUUUCAAGGCUGCCACACCGAUUUGGGAGGAGCUCAGUCUGUGGAUCGAGACCCACGAGGAGGCUAAGAAGAUGCUAGGCUGGGUUCGGGAGAUGUACGCCUGGGACAUUGGUGUCGCCGCCAACAAGCUCAACAUCCGCAACCUGGGUCCCCCUGCCUCGCCACUCAUUAGUCAGCCACCCCACGACCGCAGCUUGGGGAAUGCCUCCAUGUACCACUACACAUGGGGCACCAUUUACAAAAAGCCGGGCGUGGAGAAGGAGAUUUGGAUGUUUGACAAGCGGACCUACACCGCAUAUGAGCACCAGCUCAAGUUGCCACCCAUCCCGAUGCCCCCGAACUGGACCGAAGAUCUUACUCUGCAGGACGGCCUUAAAGUGACCAAGGAGCUCCACGACACGGUAGUGGACAUGCUCUCCCACAUGAAUCAGGCCAUUGCCCAGCUGCCUGAUCUGACGGAGAAGGUCAAGAAGCAGAAGGAGGCGGAGGCCGCGGCGGCGGCGGCGGCGGCAGCUGCUGCUGGAACCAAGACAACCUAG
Molecule: messenger RNA, 1674 nt
Organism: Volvox carteri f. nagariensis
Lineage: Eukaryota; Viridiplantae; Chlorophyta; Chlorophyceae; Chlamydomonadales; Volvocaceae
Exons: 17
Coding region: 1-1674 (557 amino acids)
Molecular function (GO): glycosyltransferase activity
Source: RefSeq, a predicted model, not a curated record